AUGCCAUGAAUUCAAUAUUUUCUUCCGACAUAACACCCGAGACAAUAGCAAAAUUAGAAAGAGAACAAUCUCAAAUUCAAGAGAAAAAGGAUGAACUUCCUAAAUUAGAGUUUGAACUAUCAAAGUUAGAGAUGUAUGCUGAUGCUUGCGUAAAAGUAUUACCGAUAAUGAAACAAGAAUGGUCGAGUUACGAAAAUAUUACAAAAGAAAUUCAACAGAAAGCCAAAGUUGCACGUUCCAUUCGUAUUAAAGCCGAUGAAGCCAAAUCUAUAUUGGAAAGUAAAAAAGAAGAAUUAGAUGAGAUCAAGGAAGAAUUUGAUGAAAAAACCGAAAUUAUUAAUAAGAUUAGAAUAAUUAAG
This is a messenger RNA of Funneliformis geosporum, 359 nucleotides long. NCBI's taxonomy places the organism in Eukaryota, Fungi, Glomeromycota, Glomeromycetes, Glomerales, Glomeraceae. The record is from the annotation of a GenBank genome assembly.